AUGCCGUGGAGUAACCUCCUACCGUUCGUUGGUGUCUUGGUAGGCACUAGCCUCUUCUGCGUGAUCCGCGUCACGUAUCGUCAUCGUUCGCAUAUCAAUGACUUGCGCAAGCAGGGCUUCGUACGUCCCAGUCUUGAAAUCAAUUCCAUCCGGUGAUAGAGCUGACUCUUUGAUAGCCCAUGCCGAAGAAUUGGAGCUGGAUUACAGGUCACAUCCUAGUGCUUUACAAAUACCAAAAAAAAUUCCCCCCAUUAGCAAAUGUCGCUCUCGCAACACAAGAACUAUGUCGCAAGUUGCCAGACACGGAAAUGUUUCUAUUAGAUCUUUGGUCUGCUUUCCCUGCAUCACUGAUGGUGUUUGAUCCCGAAGCUGCGGUACUUGUAUCGCAGAAGUAUAAUCUUCCGAAGUCUGAUGCUAGUCUUGAGUUGCUUAAGCCGAUUGUGGGAGGUCAGAGCUUACUUAGUAUGAAUGGCAUGGAGUGGAAAACGUGGCGGGCUAGAUUGAAUCCUGGUUUUAACCCUACGACGUUGAUGCAACAUGUCCCAUAUAUUGUGGAUUGUAUGGAUGUGUUCUGUGAGAAAUUGAGAUGA
Hymenoscyphus albidus is the source of this 590-nucleotide messenger RNA. NCBI's taxonomy places the organism in Eukaryota, Fungi, Ascomycota, Leotiomycetes, Helotiales, Helotiaceae. The record is from the annotation of a GenBank genome assembly.